Messenger RNA from Abrus precatorius (Indian licorice), 2282 nucleotides. Its product is annotated as hydroquinone glucosyltransferase-like. The transcript has a single exon. The coding region runs from base 535 to 1956 and encodes 473 amino acids. Lineage: Eukaryota; Viridiplantae; Streptophyta; Magnoliopsida; Fabales; Fabaceae. Gene Ontology annotation, molecular function: UDP-glycosyltransferase activity. The record is from RefSeq and is a predicted model, not a curated record.
UGUCUGUGAGUUUUUUUUCUCCGAUUUAAAUUUUUUUUCACGUUAAAAUCUUUUCUCCACUAUUCUCUUCCUUCUCUUUAUUUUCAAUUAAAUUCGAUCCAGUCUUUUGCAUUGCAUUGAUACUUCGAGAAUAUAACAAUCCCAACCAAUGAGAUUGGUAUUGAGUGGCUAUUUUUCAUGGGAGACAGUAGAAUCAUUCAAUUCCAAACUAUUUGACCCUACUACCAAUUAAUCUAUGCCGCCAAUGUUUCUAUUACAAGCUACUUCGAAAGUGAGUUUUUUGUUGUUUUGAUCACAAGUUACGUAAGAGCUUACAUCAUUAUUCUGAUAGCAUGUCAAUGCAUCUAUCACAAGAUAAUAAAUUAGCAUGACAAGUCAAUGUCGUGGCUCAAAAAGUUUAGUCAUUCACUUACCGAAUGAAAAAUUAACCAUAUUAAACAAAAGUAAUCUUACAAAAAUAUCCCAUCCACUUCUGUAUAUAUCUAUCUCAAGAUCCAUAAAACAAUAAUGCAUUAAUGCCAUACACUCUAUAUCAUGGGGGAAAGAACAUGCAUUGCCAUGGUUCCAUCUCCAGGAUUGAGCCAUUUGAUCCCACUUGUGGAGUUUGCCAAAAGAUUGGUUCUACAACACCAUAACCUCAAUGUAACAUUUCUCAUCCCAACACUUGGUUCUCCGACUCCUUCCACUUUAGCUAUCUUAAACAGUCUUCCACCAAACAUAGACUUCACUAUUCUCCCUCAACCUCAAGUCAACAUGCAAGACCUUCCUGAGAACAAGCAACCCGCAACAAGAAUGAAACUCAUUGUGAAGCACUCAAUUCCAUUUCUUUGUGAAGCAUUAAAAUCCUUAGCUUCUCACACUCACCUAGUUGCUUUAGUGUAUAGCGUUUUUUCAACUGAUGCACAUCAUGUGGCUAAGCAAUUCAACCUCUUGUCUUAUGUUUUCUAUGCCUCUGGGGCUGUAUCACUCUCAUUUUGCCUCUCUUUACCUAAGCUUGAUGAGACUACUUCCAAUGAAUUCUUCUUAGACUCAACCAACACUGUGAAUGUUCCAGGUUGUGUCAAACCUUUCAAAGUCAAAGAUCUUCCACAACCAGUUUUUUGUGAAAGAUCAAGUGAAACAUACAAAUCAUACUUUGAUGUGUGUCAAACACUAUCUUUGGUUGAUGGUGUCAUCGUGAAUACCUUCACGGAUUUGGAACCAAAUGUGAUAAGAGCUUUGCAAGAGAGAGAAGGUCCUUGUGUUUACCCAGUUGGACCUAUCAUUCAAACUAAGUCAAGUAAUGAGGUAAAUGGGUCAAUGUGUAUGACGUGGUUGGAUAAUCAACCACCAACUUGUGUUUUGUAUGUAUCUUUUGGGAGUGGUGGGACCCUUUCUUAUGACCAAUUCAUUGAAUUAGCUUUUGGAUUAGAAUUGAGUGGUCACAAGUUUUUAUGGGUUGUGAGAGGCCCAAACGAUUAUCCAGCCUCUGCAUAUUUUAUUGGAGAAAAAGAAGAGGAUCCACUAACAUAUUUACCAAAUGGAUUUUUGGACAGAACAAAAGGUCAAGGCUUAGUGGUUCCAUCAUGGGCACCACAAAUUGAGGUCCUUAGUCAUGGAUCCAUAGGUGGCUUCUUGAGUCAUUGUGGUUGGAGCUCAACUCUAGAGAGUGUGGUUAAUGGGGUGCCAAUGAUUGCAUGGCCUCUAUUUGCUGAGCAAAAGAUGAAUGCAAUAAUACUCAAUGAUGAGCUCAAAGUGGCACUGAGGCCUAUGGUUGAUGAGAGUGGUAUAGUGAAAAGAGAGGAAAUUGCAAAGAUUAUAAAGAGAGUCAUGGAAGGUAAAGAAGGGUUGGAAAUGAGGAAAAGAAUGAACGAGUUCAGUGAUGCUGCUGCUUUUGCCCUUGGUGAGCAUGGUUCUUCUAUGAGGGCACUCUCCAGUCUUACCACUGAAAUAACAAAACAUUUGAAUGGCAUCUAGGAACUAUUAAUAAUGUAUUCAAAGGUCAUACAUAGUAUUGCAGUGUAAGCCUAAGAUUGAACAUAAACAAUAAAUUUGAUAUUUAUCAAAACUUGGAAGAAACAUGCAGUCACUUAAUUAGAGCUGUUGAAUUAAUGAAAAUGGAACAGUUCAACGUUUAUUCUUGACAAAUCAAAUUAAAAAAUACACAAAAUUUUAGUUGUCUAUUCUUCAUCUAGUUGCUUUGAUUUGCAAAAUUGUGACUGCUUGAUUUGCUGAUUAGUUGAUUCCACCAAAUUCAUUUACCUUCUAUCUAUUUCAACAAUUGAAUAAUAAUAAAAAAAGAU